CCCUGAGCCAAAAACCCCCAAAAUCCUCUGCCCCUCUCCUUUCCCCAUAGCCAAACCCACCCCAAGAAAAUUGAAGAGAAAAAAGAAAACGAAGGCAAGCACAAAUUCUUCCCUUCUCCAAGUCUCCAACCAAAUCUACCUGACCUCUACCACGAAGUAACAUCCCCUUUCCAGAACCAAUACAUACCAAAACAACCAAAAACAGCACUCAAAUUUAGUACACUUUCCUAAAGCCAUUUUGCCCUUUCAAACCAACCAAAAACCCAUUUUACCAUUCUAACAAAACCAAAGAAAAGAAGCCAAAUCAAACUCAAAAUUUCCAAAAUCCCAUCUCUUCUUUCCUUUUCCCCCCUUUUUCGCCCUUCAAAUAAUUUUUACAGGCUGCGACGUCGUUUCAAGUUUCAGCUCUUCUGUUAAUAUUACCACUACUCAGUACUCUCCACAAAUGCCUACGAAGAAGCCCAAGUACGACGCCGUAUCAUCUCUGCUCUUCAUCUUCCUAGUUUCCUUUCCAUUUCUCAUCUCCUCCAAGUCUACGAUAGAGCCUUGCUCAAACUUCGACUCCUGCUCCGCCGUCGUCGCCUACACGCUCUACACCGACCUCAAGGUCGCCGAGGUCGCGUCCCUCUUCCACGUCGACCCCAUUGCCCUCCUCACGGCCAACGCCGUCGACAUUUCCUACCCGGACGUCGAAAACUACAUCCUCCCGGCGAAGCUCUUCCUCAAGGUCCCCAUCACUUGCUCUUGCGUCGACGGCAUCAGAAAAUCCACCUCCACCAUUUACAAGACUCGCCCUUCCGACACCCUUUUCAACAUCGCCGAUGAUAUCUAUGGUGGGCUGGUAUCGGCCGACCAGAUCAAGGAGGCUAAUGCUAACUCCAUCUCUGACCCUUCUGUGUUGAAUGUGGGGACUUCGCUUGUGAUUCCAUUGCCUUGUACUUGUUUCAAUGGGACGGAUAACAAUCUUCCGGCGGUUUAUAUGUCGUAUGUUGUCCGGCCGGUGGAUACCCUUGCCGGAAUUGCGUCCAAGUACUCUACCACGCUGACUGAUCUCAUGAAUGUGAAUGCUUUGGGCAGUCCAUCUAUUAAGGAUGGCGAUAUUCUUGCAAUUCCUCUAUCUGCUUGUUCAUCUAGUUUCCCAAAGUACGCAUCGGAUAAUGCCCUGUCCGUACCUAACGGGAGUUAUGCUAUUACUGCAAGCCAUUGUGUUCAAUGCAGUUGUGGACCGGGGACUCGCAAUUUAUACUGCACGCCAGCUUCAUUAGCAGUUUCUUGUUCAAGCAUGCAAUGCAAAAACAGCAACCUCAUGCUUGGAAAUAUAACAAUGCAACAGACUAGUGCUGGUUGCAAUGUGACUACUUGCAGUUAUGGAGGAUUUGUAAAUGGAAGCAUUGUGACCAUAUUGUCCUCUUCCCUUCAGCCUCGUUGCCCAGGACCACAGCAAUUUCCACCAAUCAUAGAUCCCUCAUCAUUAGUUGGCCAAGACUCUUCAUUUGCACCAGCUCCUUCACCUUCUGAAAUAUCAGGUGCUCCAACAGUUCCAAAAUCUUCAGUGGUGCCUUCUACUGGCUCUACUAUACAAUUUCCACCUGCUAAUGGCCCAGCUGGAAGUGCUGGAAGUGCUACUUCUGAUUCCUCGGUGGUGAAUCCUUUAGCAGGUUUUCCUAUUACAUUUCUCUUAGCGUUGUAUCUCAGGAAUUCGUUGCCACUUGGGUUGUAAUUUUCUUUCCACCCAUGAGCUAUGAGAUAAUGAGAUCUUAUCUUUUCUGUCUAAUGCACUGUGAGAUCCAAUGAACAUUUACUCAAACCAUUUCUUUGUAGUAAAACAGCAAUUUUUGAAUGACCAGUGUGCUUCUGGCAUUUCUAAUUUUUUA
This is a messenger RNA of Coffea eugenioides, 1874 nucleotides long. Its product is annotated as lysM domain-containing GPI-anchored protein 1-like. The record is from RefSeq and is a predicted model, not a curated record. The transcript is spliced from 5 exons. NCBI's taxonomy places the organism in Eukaryota, Viridiplantae, Streptophyta, Magnoliopsida, Gentianales, Rubiaceae. The coding region runs from base 446 to 1720 and encodes 424 amino acids.